This is a messenger RNA of Siniperca chuatsi (mandarin fish), 2934 nucleotides long. RefSeq names its product transmembrane channel-like protein 6 (gene tmc6a). The coding region runs from base 164 to 2533 and encodes 789 amino acids. The transcript has 20 exons. NCBI's taxonomy places the organism in Eukaryota, Metazoa, Chordata, Actinopteri, Centrarchiformes, Sinipercidae. Gene Ontology annotation, cellular component: plasma membrane. Gene Ontology annotation, molecular function: mechanosensitive monoatomic ion channel activity. The record is from RefSeq and is a predicted model, not a curated record.
AUAGGACACAGCUGUGCUGAUAGAGAGAGAGAGGGAGGGAGCGAGGAGAGGAAGUGUCUAUGAUGUGACAGUUAGUCAAGAAUAGACGGCGAUGUCAGAGAUGAACACUGCUCUGUGGUGCACUAUGUGAUGUACUGUUUACAGUAAACAGAGAUCAAGGACCAUGGCAUACAGUGUGAGUUUCAGUGUCAACAUUUGUCAAAUGGAUUCAGACUAUGAGAACCUGGGAGAAGAAGAACCAGGUCAGGACUCCUUCCAGCUCGUUGGACAGCCAGAAGCCAGCACCCAGAGGUGUCCUGAAACCCUACAGAUGGACGUUUUUAGGGAAUGCACAGACAACAUGAGAGUUGAGACGCUUGACAGGGAGCAGAUGAACUGUCUGCAGAGGCACCGCUGGUCAGCUGCUACCCUAAAGGUCCUCUCCUCGAUGCCCAGUCGCAUUGCUGGGACAAAUAGUACUGCAGUAGUUUCCCGUCGUGCCAGACACUCAUCUCAGCUACACCGACACCAGACCUCCUCCCAUGAUUCUUCUCACCCCUCCAGACCAAUCCAGGAUGACACUGUCCAGGCUGAUAUGGAGGAAAUCAGUAAUGAAGAAAACAAGAGGGAGCAGUUGGUGUCCAACCUCCGAGGCCUCACAGUGAGUGAGGGCAUGCGCAAGCUGCGAGCCAUGCCGCUUAGCCUGGCCGAUAAGAUGGAAAUCAGACAGCUUGCUUUCAGUGACGUAGCUGGAAGUUCACUCAGAAAUAUUCCGUGCUCCAGUCGUCUAAGCGUGUAUAUUUCGAGGACUGGGCGUCACUGCCUGUACAGCUGCCUCCCUGUCCUCAGUUCCCUCCAGUUGUGGCAUUCACCUAUGAAGCGACUGAGCGGACGUUUCGGAACCGGAGUGCUCUCCUACUUCCUGUUUCUGCGGACCCUCCUGCUCUUUAACCUCCUCCUCUUCGUCAUCAACGGCCUGUUCCUGGUCUUGCCUCAAGCCAUCAACCCUCCUCCUCCUUAUGACUCUCAUCUCGACACUUUGACUGGCCUUGAGCUUCUCACAGGCACAGGUUUCCUCUCUGAGAGUGUGAUGUUUUACGGUUACUACACCAACACCGUCAUCAAAACUUGUCGAGCUGCUGACUCGAGCCACAGCUCCACUUCUGAAUCAUGCGAUACCGACAAGUCCCAGAUAGUGCCAUACAGCAUACCUGCAGCCUAUUUAUUUACUAUCGCCAUCGCCUUCUUCAUUAUCUGCAUCAUCCUGGUGUACAGCAUGUCCACGUCCUUGGGGAGAAGUUUUCGUGUCCUCAAGUCUAAUGGGAAUCUGGCUGUAAACGUUUUCUGCUCCUGGGACUUUAAAGUCAGCAAAAAGAUGUCUGUCAGACUCCAGUCUGAGAAAAUCAGCACUGAGCUCAAAGAGCUGCUGUCUGAGAUGAUCAGUGGAGAUGAUGCAAAGAGCUGCAUGCAGCGACUCUGCCGCCUCAUAGUGCAUCUGAUAGCGUGGGUUACAUGUCUGGCCAGCAUCUCCCUGGGCACCAUGGCAGUCAACUACCUGUCAGAGUAUGCCGUUGACCAGAAUCCUUUCAGAGAAACUAAGCUGCUGCUCCUGUCUACAGUGGUGUCAGGCAUUAACCUGUUGUUGCCCGGCCUGUUCAACCUGUGUGCCUGGGCAGAAAAUCAUGAUUCACCCAGUGUGCGAGUCUAUGUCUCCAUCUUCAGGAACCUGUUGUUGAAGGUCAGUAUUGUUGGAGUGCUGUGCUACCGCUGGCUGGGGAGAAUUGCUGUGGAACCAGAACGAUGGAAUUUACAGUGUUGGGAAAGCUUCGUGGGGCAAGAACUGUAUUGCUUGCUCCUGAUGGACUUUGUCUUCACAGUGCUUUACACUUUUUUGGGAGAGUUCCUGUGGAGGCUCUUUUCCAUGCAAGUGCUGAAAAGGAACAGGAAGCCAGUGUUUGACAUCGCUCGUAAUGUGCUGGAGCUUAUAUACGGACAAACUCUUACUUGGCUCGGAGUGCUGUUUGCUCCACUGCUUCCUGCAGUCCAGAUCAUAAAACUGUUUAUGCUGUUUUACAUGAAGAAGAGCAGUCUGCUGCUCAACUGUCAGGCCUCCAGAAAGCCCUGGAGGGCCAGUCAGAUGACAGCACUAUUCCUCUCUCUUUUGUGCUUCCCCUCAUUUCUUGGUGCUGCUGUGUCUGUCGCAUACACAGUUUGGAUGAUUAAACCCUCGUCAGGGUGCGGCCCUUUCAGGAAUCUCACCACAAUGUUUCAGUCAGGACAACUGUGGGCCCAGGAGCUGGAGAACGCCCACCCGAUCCUGUCUUGGCUCAGCUGGGCCUAUAACUAUCUGGUGCAGAACCCAUUGUUCUUAUUCCUCACCACUGGAGUCUUUCUACUGGUGAUAUACUUUCACACUCAAGUUGUUGAUGGCCAAAGGAGAAUCAUCCGUCGGUUAGAAAAGCAAAUAGAAAAUGAGGGUAAGGACAAAAGGUUCCUCAUCAUCAAAUUGCAAGCUAUCAGUGAACAGAGUAGUCUGGUUUCCCCUCAUAGAUAAGUCUGUAGCUGAACAACACUCACAACAUACUGUAGCAAUGACAAGAUAUUAUCUCAUCAGUGACAACCAUCUUUACUUUGAUAUUAUCUCCUCUAUGCCAAGAUGGUUGCCAACAUUAUCAGGAAUGUCACCUACAACCUACAAUGAUAACAAAAGCAAAACCAGUAACAUGUAUUGUUAUUUUCAAAUAUAUUCCAUAAUGUUUGGUAAGUCCUUUUUAAUGUACUGCUUGAACACAAACAAAAUCUGGAUAUUAGCACUAUUAUGGCGCUGUUAUUAUAUUUAUAUAUACAUAGAUCAAAUUGUAGGUCAGGAUGUAUAUUUUUUUAUGUGUAAAAAGUUUAUGAAUAACGAUCUUAAAUGUGUUGUAUGAAAAGACGAAAUAAAUUUGUUUGAACGCG